This is a messenger RNA of Chionomys nivalis (European snow vole), 1601 nucleotides long. RefSeq names its product killer cell immunoglobulin-like receptor 3DL1. The transcript has 9 exons. The coding region runs from base 48 to 1601 and encodes 517 amino acids. NCBI's taxonomy places the organism in Eukaryota, Metazoa, Chordata, Mammalia, Rodentia, Cricetidae. The record is from RefSeq and is a predicted model, not a curated record.
ACCAAACACCAUAUGAGUGGUCUGAAUCCAGUGACCCUGUUGACAUAAUGAUCACAGGUUUGUACAAGAAACCUUCUCUGUCAGCCAUGAGGGGACCUGUGGUGAUGUCAGGAGAGAACAUGACCUUGUCCUGCACCUCUGACCAUCAGUUUGACAUGUUCCAUCUGUCCAGGGAAGGUGUGCCUCAAGGACAUGGGCUGCCUGCAGAGCAGAGCCACAGAGGGACAUUCCAGGCCAACUUCCUACUUGUUACUAUGAUCCAGUCUGGGACCUAUAGGUGCUAUGGCUCUUUCAGGAACUCUUCCCAUGUAUGGUCAUCCCCAAGUGCCCCACUGUUCAUCUCUGUCACAGGAAGUCAUGACAAACCUUCACUGUCUGCCUGGCCAAGCCCUGUAGUUCCUAAUGGACAGCAUGUGGAAAUUCGUUGUGACUCUAAUAAGUAUAACACAUUCAGGCUGUACAAAGAACAUGGAGAACCUAAACCUCAGAUCCAUGACAAAAUAUUCCAAAAGAGCCUUCUCCUGGGCCCAGUGACAAGAGCAUAUGCAGGAACCUACAGAUGCUAUGAUUAUAAUUGUCAAUGUCCUAGUGAACUCUCAUCACACAGUGACCCUCUGGAGAUCAUAAUUUCAGGAAUCUACAUGAAGCCUUUCCUAUUGGUCCUAUCAACUCCCCUGGUAAAAUCAGGAGAGAAGAUGACCCUGGAGUGUCUUUCAGAGAUUAUGUUUGACACUUUCAUUUUGACUUCACAUAGAAAGCAAAUGAUCAAUAGCUCUUUCCACCUUCCUGCAGAAUCUCAUCAUGGGGGGUCCCAUGCCAGCUUCUCAAUAGGUCCUGUGACACCUGACCAUGCUGGUGUUUACACAUGCUAUGGUUCUUAUAACCAAACACCAUAUGAGUGGUCUGAAUCCAGUGACCCUGUUGACAUAAUGAUCACAGGUUUGUACAAGAAACCUUCUCUGUCAGCCAUGAGGGGACCUGUGGUGAUGUCAGGAGAGAACAUGACCUUGUCCUGCACCUCUGACCAUCAGUUUGACAUGUUCCAUCUGUUCAGGGAAGGGGUGCCUCAGGGACAUGGGCUGCCUGCAGAGCAGAGCCACAGUGGGACAUUCCAGGCCAACUUCCUACUUGUUACUAUGAUCCAGUCUGGGACCUAUAGGUGCUAUGGCUUUUUCAGGAACUCUUCCCAUGUAUGGUCAUCCCCAAGUGACCCACUGUACAUUUCCGUCACAGGUAAAAAGGUCUUAAACUGUACUUCAUGCAUUGAACCAGACUCCAAAACUAAUAACCACAGGAAUAAGCAUAUACUGGUGGGGCUGUCAGCGACCAUGAUCCUUGUCUUCCUCAUCAUCCUCCUUUAUUCUUAUUACUUCGUUAAAAACAGUAAGUCUCAGGAACAAGCCAGUGAAUCCACUGUGGACCAAGAAUCUGAAGUGAGACCAACACUGAACAGGCAGGACAUUGAAAGACAAGAAGUUCAGGAGGUGACGUACUUAGACUUGGAUCACAUCUUCAAACAAAAAUUGACCACUUCCAUUUCCCAGAUUCCCAAAGAAUUUUCCACAGAUCCCAGUGUGUACAUGGAAGUCAGGAAAUGUUAA